GGUGAUGCGUUUUGCUAUGUAAGAGAGACGAAUCUCACGCCGGAAUCCUUUUUAGUGCACCGUCGUUUGUUGUUGUUCUUCUUCUUCCUCGAUCUCCGUCGCGUCACGUUUCGAUUAAUUCCUUCACAAGGGUAGCACAAUUUUGUCGAUUUUCCGGGAUGUCUUCUGCUCAAGAUCCAUUCUACAUUGUUAAAGAAGAGAUCCAGGAUUCUAUUGAUAAGUUGCAAUCAACAUUCCACAAAUGGGAGCGUAUCUCUCCCGACAUGGGGGAUCAAGCGCAUGUGGCGAAGGAGCUUGUUGCUACUUGUGGAAGCAUUGAGUGGCAGGUAGAUGAGCUGGAAAAGGCGAUUACUGUUGCAGCUAAAGAUCCUUCAUGGUAUGGUAUUGAUGAAGCUGAGCUUGAAAAACGGAGGAGAUGGACUAGUAAUGCUAGGACACAGGUGCGGAAUGUGAAGUCUGGUGUUUUAGCUGGAAAGGUUAGUUCUGGAGCUGGUCAUGCAAGUGAAGUGCGCAGAGAACUGAUGAGAAUGCCAAACUCGGGUGAAGCAAGUAGAUACGAUCAGUAUGGAGGGAGAGACGAUGACGGUUUUGUACAGUCAGAAUCAGAUAGGCAAAUGCUGUUGAUAAAGCAACAAGACGAAGAAUUGGAUGAGCUCAGUAAAAGUGUACAGAGAAUUGGAGGAGUGGGGCUCACUAUACACGACGAACUCGUUGCACAGGAGAGAAUAAUAGAUGAAUUGGAUACGGAGAUGGACAGUACAAAGAACCGGCUGGAGUUUGUUCAGAAAAAAGUGGGAAUGGUAAUGAAGAAAGCUGGAGCAAAAGGUCAAAUGAUGAUGAUAUGUUUCUUGCUCGUCUUGUUCAUCAUCCUAUUCGUUCUUGUCUUCUUGACCUAAAGACGGAGCCACUGGAUCUUAUAGAUGGGAGUUUAAUGUCUUACAUUAUCAUAUGUUUUUGGUGAAACAAAAGGAAUAUUUACAUAAGGUUGUCUGUUUUUUCUUCUCUUAUCCAAUCGCAUAUCUAAUUUUGAACU
Molecule: messenger RNA, 1033 nt
Organism: Arabidopsis lyrata subsp. lyrata
Lineage: Eukaryota; Viridiplantae; Streptophyta; Magnoliopsida; Brassicales; Brassicaceae
Product: syntaxin-61
Exons: 8
Coding region: 159-896 (245 amino acids)
Biological process (GO): intracellular protein transport; Golgi vesicle transport
Cellular component (GO): membrane
Molecular function (GO): SNAP receptor activity
Source: RefSeq, a predicted model, not a curated record